Molecule: messenger RNA, 4505 nt
Organism: Amphimedon queenslandica
Lineage: Eukaryota; Metazoa; Porifera; Demospongiae; Haplosclerida; Niphatidae
Exons: 22
Coding region: 40-4434 (1464 amino acids)
Biological process (GO): regulatory ncRNA-mediated post-transcriptional gene silencing; signal transduction
Cellular component (GO): P granule; cytosol
Molecular function (GO): helicase activity; protein binding
Source: RefSeq, a predicted model, not a curated record
ACGACAAGUCGAUCUCGACAACGUUAUUCAAGAAUCAAGAUGGCUGAAGCAGAGAGCAGCUUUUUGAUAACUCUGAAAGACCUUUUUGACAAAAAAGGGCUUACGUUUGAAGAUGUGCAAGGCCACAAGUGCUCUGAGAAUGUUUUAAUUAGAUUGAGUAAAUGCUUAGAUAACUGGGAGAUGGUUGCUCUGUACUUGGGGCUAACAAGAGCUGAGAUUAAGGGCAUUAAAUUUGACAGCAAUAGUGAAGAGGAGAGACGAAUAAAUGUACUGAAGAAGUGGAAGGAGAAGAAUGGGGAGAGGGCUACUUACUACAAUCUCAUUAAGGCUCUCAAGGAAAGUGAUAGAGUUGACAUAAUUGAGCAGACGCUCAAUUUCCUUAAUGAUUGUGCAUUUGAAAAAGAUGAUGAACAGCAAAAGAGAAGAGAAAUGAAAGAAAAAUCACCUGAUAAUCAAAAACCGCAGCAAAGCAAGAGUUCAAACCCAGUCGAAAAGCAGAUUCCAAAUUUAAGACCUACUGGAAUAUCUACUUCGUGGCAAAAAAUGAAGUUUGAGCAGAGACGAAAGAAUAAACCACCUAUAUCAUCACCUAGUGACUUGACAUCUGAUAAUUACCAGCAACAUUUCUAUAGUGCAUUAUGGUUUGAAGAAGAUGAACAUAUCAAGAAGCUUUCAAAAAAGUGUGAUGGCAUAAACUAUAAGUUUACAAUAUUUGAUCACAAGGAAGUCCCUCCUUUUCUUGAUCGUCAUCCUCGUCCUAAUGUUUGUUAUGGUUAUAUUUCUGGCUUAUCCGAUGAUGAGAUUGAAUAUGCUACACAAGCAAGUGAUGAUAUCACAAUUUUGAGAUCAGAUGGUUCUGAUCAACAUUUAACUAUAGCCUUCAAACAUUAUUACAACUUUAACCACAUUGAAAAUUGCUUGUAUGUAGUUGCUUCUCAUUCUCCUGAAUUAUCUGAAGCAAUAAAAAAUGGUACCAGGGUUAAAGGAGGGAGUGAGAUAAAUAUCUCUGCUCAGUUUACUCUUAAAUACUCCUACUUUGAUCAUCUUCAUGAAUCUGUCGUCAAGACUCCUGAGCAUGUCCGUAAGUGUCUGUUGCUGCCUGAUGCCUCUUCUUUUGGUGACUUGUUCCUUACGUUUGACCCUCAGCACUCUAGUUUUGAUUGUAUAAAACUAGAUGAUGAGCAGCAAUUAAAGGCUCUAAAGAUAAUUGUGUCUGAGUCAUCAUUAAUUGGUGAACCUUUUCCUCCUAUUAUUCUCUAUGGUCCGUUUGGUACUGGUAAGACUCGAAUCCUUGCUCGUGCUGCAUUUGAAGUAAUGAUGAAUGGCAUUAAUGAAAACAAGCAUGCCAGAAUAUUGAUUUCUGCUCACCAUGAAAUAUCAAUUACAACCUUCAUCUUUGCUUACUUUGGUGUAAUGCGGAAAAGAUUUUAUCUUCCUUUCAAGGUGAUUUUAAUUACUAAGCAAGAGAAUAAAGGUGUUUAUGCUGACAUGUACAUGACACCAGAGGAGUUUGCAAUGCAUAGUGCUGAUAUAUGCACACUGGGUCAUGUCAUUAUAAUCGCCACAUAUACCAUGUCUCUCAACCUUUAUCAGUACCUCUACUCUCCUGAAGGAUUCUUUACUCACCUUUUUCUCGAUGAAGCAGCUCAAGUUCGUGAGCCAGAAGCUAUUACACCGCUAGCUCUAGCUACUAAAGAUGCUAAAAUAGUUUUAACAGGUGACAUGCAGCAGGUUGGUCCUAACAUACUAGUGUUGGGAAAAGAGGCUAGGAUGUUUGGUCUUCAUAUUUCCUUAUUGGAACGUUUGUUGAUAAGAUAUAAAGAAGUAGGUCCAGUAGCGACACACUAUAUCACUAAAUUAUCAGUGAAUUACCAAUCACAUAACUCAUUGAUGUGUUUGCCAAAUCUAUUCUACAAACAUCUGGAGCUAAAUACUGAUGAAGUCCUUCAAAGUUACUGUGGUCCUACUGGCUACAAUUUUGUUUCUGUUGACUCGAGGAUCAUUGAUCAUCCAGAUAAACAGUGGAUUGAAGCAUGUGUUGUGUUAGAAGAAGUUCGAAGCUACUUGGAAACGAUGAAGCAAUUAAAUCUUAAGUUCAAUCCUCGGCAUGAUGUUUGCAUCAUUGCAUCAACAAGGAAGCAGUUGAAUCUCAUCAAAAGCAUGGCAUAUAUGUACAAAGAAUAUGAGGCAGUGAGAAAUGUUAGUUAUAAGCCUUCUUUUGUGAUACAAGGUCAUGAAUUUCAAGCUAUCUUUUUAAGUCUAGAAAAUGAUGGAAUGAAUAUUAAGAGUCUGUUCAAUCCAUAUGUUUUUAAUACUGCGAUAACGAGGGCAAAGUUUUAUGUUGUUGCAAUUGGUUUUCCAGAAGAAGUUAAAAAGCUUGAACUUACCACACUUUUCCAUCCUGAUCGAGGUGGAAGUACUGUACAAUGCUGGCAUGAAUAUUUGAAAUUAUGUGGGAAGCUAAGAACUCUAAGACUGUUUGACUUUAGUAACCCAUUGUUGCCUUAUAAAAUUUCUGGAAUAAAGGAAAAGGGUGGUGUACCUGAACAUGUCUCACGUGAUGAAGAACUGCAGAGUUAUACAUUAAGCCAAGACAAAAUGUCUGACUAUAUUCUUACAUUAAAUGACAAUGUAAAAUCACUUACAGAAAAAUUGAACUCAAGGGAAAAAGAAGUUUCAGCACUGAAAGUUGCACUACAUGAAUACGAAGAAGAAAUUCAGUCAAGCAAAGAAAGAUUGAUCAUAACAGAGAAGGAACUUUGCCAAUGUGAAUUGCAGCUUAAAGAAAAAACUGAAACUUUGGACAAAAUGGAAGAUGAUUGGAAGCAGCUUCAUGAAUCAAAGAAAAAAGAAGAAGUUGCACUUAAUGCAUGUCAAUUAGAGCUUAAAGAAAAAACUGAAACUUUAAAGAAAAUGGAAGAUGAUUUUAAACAGCUUCAUGAAUCAAGAAGAGAAGAAAUAGCUACACUCAAUAAAAUUUCGAAAGCAAAGGAUAAAGAAAUAGAACGUCUAACAGAAAGUAAGUUGAAAUCAUUAGAAAUAAAAGAAGAAAAAACUACAUUUAGCCAAAACCAAGAACUAGAGUUGGACAAGGAAACAGUUAAAGCUGCUGACUUAUAUGAAUUUAGAUCUCCAUCAGCAAAGAUGUCAUCAAUUGGUGUUAUGUAUACAAUAUUCAUUUUACUUCUUGUGGCUAUGUGCUGGAAACCAGAUCCAAGAAUAUUUAUUGGUCCUUUACCAGGUGUCAAAGUUAUUGCAUCAAAUAGAUUCUUAGUGGUAGGUGGUCAAUCCAGUCAGUUACAUUGGGAGGAGUAUGGUUUGAUGCUGGAUAUUCCAAGUGAUGCACUUCCUUUUGGCUUUCUGGCUGAGGUUGUCAUUCGUGUUAGUGUGUCUGGUCCAUAUAUUUUUCCUGAUCAAGAGACUUGGAAACCAGCCAGUGCUGUUUACUGGAUAUCAAGCAGUAAAGAAUUUGUAAAUCCUGUACUACUGGGUAUAUGGCAUAAUGUAAAAGGAAGUGUAAACAGCUCAUCAAUCAAAGUUUUAACAGCUGAAGACACCCCACAAAAUAUGAUAUAUAUAUUUAAGGAGUUUGUGGGUGAUUUUAGUGUUAAUGGAUCUUAUGUCUUUUUUAAACUGACUGGUUUUAGUGGUAAAGAAGUUGUCACGUCUUGUAAUGUCAAUAACUUUCAAGGUGCUUUAUUCUACAAAACGUCCAAGGCUAACAAGUGGGACUACAGCCUUGUUAUUUACAGGUCUCAAGUCAAAGGUGUGACAAGAAGUUUAUUUGAUGAUACAAAAUACAAAGACUGGAUCCAAGAAAUUGAAGAGUUUGGUGUACUAUUUGAAGAAAACAGCACUGUUUUAGAGCUGAACAUUACUGCUAACCCACCAGUGGAAAGUUGGGAAAUUCGAGAAAAAUUCACCCCACUUUCAUAUCACAAGGAUGAGCUUCAAAUUCAGGACCAUAUAGAAAGUAACAUGCAAUUUAUGCUUCAUUGGAGAGGCAGUGGUCCUUUUCGUAUUAAUAAUUGUCUACGAUUUUCAUUGAAAGGUGCAAAGCGUCCAACAACUAUCACUGUGAAUCCUAAUAUAAUUAAUCAUGAUAGUACAGAUACUAAAUUUACAGAGACAAGAAAGAAUCUAGGUAUAAAAGAUUUAAAUACAAUAGUUUCAGCACUGAAAGACAGCAGUUUUGACUGUAGUAAAUGGAGUGACCUUGGGCUAAAGCUAGGUUUAAUUCAAACAAGACUAAACACUAUUAAAAGUGAUAAUUCUAAAGAUGCUGAAGCAUGCCUAGAAGAAACUUUGGUAGGAUGGCUAAAUCUGGUGGAUGAUGUUGAGAAAAAUGGAGGAACAACUUGGAAUACAUUGGUAGAUGCUCUUGGAAAGAUUGAUCAGAAAGCAGUAGCUGAAAGAUUAAAGGACUUAAUCUAAUUACUUAUAGUGUGUACCAUUAUGUGUUAGUAAUUGUCAUGCUUAUUCAAAAUUGUUUAUUGUUUUGAGAA